AUGGACGUUGUGCCAGCAUCAUAUUUGAGAAAUACAACAUUUACAAAAACAGCUUUGUAUAAAGAAUACAAUUUUCAAAGUGUUAGUGAUCGCGAGAAGAAAAAAGAAAAAAUUAUGCUGAAAGGAAAUAAAAAAGAUUGUGAUAUAAUGGUUGCUGCAAUGCAGCACAUAGUUGAACAUCAGCAAACAGAGGAACACCAACUAAACACUUCUGCUCAAGCAGUUCAACCAAAAAGAUCAAUUUUGCAGGAUAUACAGUCACAAACUGCUGCAACAUCGAAAGUACCAUCAUCAACAGAUGCAUUAUCAUUAGUGGCAUCACUAGGAAAUCAUGAUAAUACCACCGGUAAUGCAAAAAUGCAUUAUCAAGCUGGAAAAUAUUGUACAAUUACAUUUCAAGACAGUAAAACAGCGGCGUUAGCUGUUUUUCAAUAUGACGAUCAUUUUGUUGAGAAAUUUGGUUCGACAAUAUCGGUAAAGAUACUUCCACGAGGUGUGCCAUUACCAGAUGUUAGGUUGUCUCCAUUAUCUACUUUGACAGAUUCAACAAGUGCUUGUGCAACGUCAACAUGUACAAGUUUAUGUUGUAUUACAGAAAGGGUUUAUCUUAAAGCUGAAAUAGCUAGAUUAACGACAAAACUAAAACACACACAAAACACUUAUACUUGUAAGUUAAGACUUUUGUGUUCAUAGCGUAAGACAGAUUGAUUAACUUUGAUUUACCUUCAUAGCGCCCCCACCAACGAGCAUUGUACCAUUUUUAAAUGAAAUAAUACAAAAGAUGGAAGCACAUAAAACUUUAAUGGCAUCAAAUAUAACGGCAAAAGUAGGCAGUGAUGCACCAAAGAAGCAUCUUAUAACUCUUUCCGUUUUAUGUUAAAUUUCUAUCUGUAUGUAGUUAUAUCCAAAGAUUUUUCGUUUUUAU
Didymodactylos carnosus is the source of this 925-nucleotide messenger RNA. The record is from the annotation of a GenBank genome assembly. Lineage: Eukaryota; Metazoa; Rotifera; Eurotatoria; Philodinida; Philodinidae.